UUCAAACUACGUAAGCCUGGAGUGCGCUCCGUGGAUCCACCGGCACUAUGGAGACGCAGUCUUUUUCCACGAUGAAACUUCCAACAUGAAGGAUAAGAGUGGAACGCGACGCAGGGAGUGGGAAGGCUUCCUCGGAUGAGUUUCACUGCAAUUCACUGGGAUUUGUUAUUUGCCAAGUAUGGUGCUGUGGAGCGCGUGGAUUUGGUUUUUGGUCCUGCUCACCGCGCCGCCCGUGGCGUGCUUGCAGCUUCACCUCACGGAGUCUUUACUACCCGGGAACGUUUUGGCGAACCUGUCCGCUGGACCGGGAUGGACGCAUAAACUUGACUGGUCUCCCGAAUCCACACGGAGUCUUUUCCAAAUCGGCAAGCACAGUGGAAUUAUUGAACUGUCUCGAAGUGUGGAGUGUGCGCGCACGCGUGUCAACCCCGCGCCCGUGCACUUCAGAAGCACCUCAUUGACUUCUGGAGAUGUGAUCCUAACGCAUUUGAACGUGUUCGUCCACGGACAGGACUGCUUUAUCAAAUACAGGAGAAAGACAUUUCAAAGCAAGCCCGACAUCCAUAUUAAGCAUAAUUUAAACCUGGAGGAAACUUCUUGUCUUCUUGCGGGUGAUUUGCUGUUCAAUGCUGCAGAACUUUUGCCUUCUUUAAUAACAAGCGACUUUUUGGACACAAUGUGCAUGGGACAACGUUCGGCUGCACUGUUUAGACAUGGGGCUUUGUUUCUCGCUGAUAACUUGUGUCCCGAGAGCAUGAGAGCGCAGCCCGAAGUGGAUUUGGAAUGUCUCCUGCGCACCUCUGGAGGCAGCCGGCUCAGCCUGCUGCUCACAUUGCGGUUUGGAAAAUUGCCUAGACAUGGAUCUGUGUCGGAAACCGUUCACGGGGAGUCCACCCGAAGAGGUAAGCGGCAGGUGAACGCGUCCCCGCAAUUCCAGCUUCCCAGCUACCAAGUGUCUGUGCCUGAAAAUGAACCAGCCGGGACACAGGUCAUCACCCUCAAAGCCACCGACCCAGAUGACGGCGAGGCAGGUAGGCUGGAGUACAGCAUGGAAGCCGUGUUUGACAGAAGGUCCAAUGACUUUUUCACAAUUGACUCUCAGACGGGCAGCAUCACAACCAUUCAUGCGUUGGACAGAGAAGUCAAAGACACGCAUGUCCUUAAAGUGACUGUUAGUGAUAAUGGCACGCCAAGAAGAUACGCCAUCUCUUACCUGACCGUCACUGUGAGUGACACCAACGAUCACAGCCCCGUGUUUGAGCAGGCGGAGUACCGAGUUCGUAUACGGGAGAAUGUAGAAGUGGGUUUUGAAGUGAUGACCAUCCGGGCUAAUGACGAGGAUGCCCCCGCCAAUGCUAAUAUGAUCUAUAAAAUUGCCAGCGGCGACAACUCCAUCUUCGAGAUCGACCCACGGAACGGCCUGGUGAGAAUCCGAGAGCGGCCCGACAGGGAGACCAGGGCGUAUUACCAGCUGACAGUCGAGGCAGACGACCAGGGUAAAGAACCGUGUCCCCGCAAAGCCACCGCCACCGUCCACAUCAUUGUGGAGGACGAAAAUGACAACUACCCUCAAUUCAGUGAAAAGAGGUACGUCGUGCAGAUCCAAGAGAACGUGGCCAUCAACACCAAAGUCAUCCAAGUGGAGGCGACAGACAAAGACCAAGGGAACAAUGCUAAAGUUCAUUACAGCAUCAUCAGCGGCAAUGUUAAAGGUCAGUUCUACAUUCAUUCCCCAAGUGGCGUGAUUGACGUUAUCAACCCUCUGGACUAUGAAAUGGUUCGGGAGUAUAAUCUGAGGAUUAAGGCACAGGAUGGUGGAAGGCCUCCUCUGAUCAACGGCACUGGGAUGGUGGUAGUCCAAGUGGUGGACGUGAAUGACAAUGUCCCCAUGUUUGUCAGUACACCUUUCCAAGCGACUGUUUUGGAGAAUGUCGCCGUCGGGUACUCCAUCAUCCAUAUUCAAGCGAUCGAUGGCGAUUCGGGGGAGAACGCUCGGCUGGAAUAUCGUUUGACAGACACCGUUCCUGGUUUUCCGUUCACCAUUAACAACAGCACCGGGUGGAUUACAGUAAGUGAAGAGCUGGACCGGGAGACCACUGAGUUCUACAGCUUUGGGGUGGAGGCGAGAGAUCACGGAGUCCCUGUGAUGUCGUCCUCUGCCAGCGUCACCAUCACGGUACUUGACGUUAACGACAACGUCCCCACGUUCACGGAGAAAGUCUACUCGCUGAAGAUCAACGAGGACGCCAUCGUGGGGACAAGCGUGCUCACGGUGACCGCUCUCGAUCGGGACGUCAACAGUGUGGUGACUUAUCAGAUCUCCAGCGGCAACACCAGGAAUCGCUUCGCCAUCACUAGCCAGAGCGGUGGUGGUCUCAUCACUCUCGCUCUCCCCCUGGACUACAAACAGGAGCGCCAGUAUGUGUUGACAGUCACAGCCAGUGACGGAACCCGAGCGGACUCUGCGCAGGUGUUUAUUAACGUGACAGACGCCAACACACAUCGGCCCGUCUUCCAAAGCGCCAACUACCAGGUGAUGCUCAACGAGGAGCAACCGGUGGGGUCCACCGUGGUGGUGAUUAGCGCGACGGAUGAGGACACGGGAGAAAAUUCUCGCAUCACGUACAUUAUGGAGGACAGCGUCCCUCAGUUUAAAAUCGACCCGGAUACCGGCGCUAUCACCACCCAAAUGGAGAUAGACUAUGAGGACCAGGCUUCCUUCACCUUAGCCAUCAUCGCUAAAGACAAUGGCAUCCCUCAGAAAUCCGACACCACCUAUGUGGAGAUUAUCAUCGAGGAUGCUAACGAUAAUGCUCCUCAGUUCCUUCGAGACAUGUACCAGGGGAGCGUGUUUGAAGAUGCACCUAUCUACACCAGCGUCCUCCAGAUUUCUGCUUCUGAUAGAGACUCCGGUUCCAAUGGCAGACUGAGCUAUACAUUCCAGGGUGGUGAUGAUGGAGAUGGGGAUUUCUUCAUUGAACAGUACUCCGGUAUCAUCAGAACUGCUCGCAAGCUGGACCGGGAGAACGUUCCUGUUUAUGACCUCAAGGCCUUUGCUGUGGACAGGGGAGUCCCGCCUUUAAAAGCAGCUGUUCCCAUACGUGUGGUAGUCCAGGAUAUCAAUGACAAUGCACCAGUGUUUGAAAAGGAUGAGCUUUUCAUUGAUGUAGAGGAGAACAUUCCCGUCGGGUCCGUUGUAGCUCGGAUUACCGCAACAGACCCUGACGAUGGCACAAAUGCUCAGAUAAUGUACCAAAUAGUUGAAGGCAACUUUCCAGAGAUUUUCGAGUUGGACAUUUUCAACGGCGACCUCGUCUCCCUCAUCGAUCUUGAUUAUGAAACCAGAACAGAGUACGUCAUCGUGGUCCAAGCCACCUCGGCGCCGCUCGUGAGCCGGGCCACCGUACACAUUCGUCUGAUGGACAUGAAUGACAACCUGCCGGUGCUGAAGGACUUUGACAUCAUUUUCAACAACUACAUCACCAACAAAUCCAACAGUUUUCCAUCAGGAAUAAUCGGGAGAGUACCGGCUCAUGACCCGGAUGUGUCGGAUAAGUUGCGGUACACCUUUGAAUCCGGGAAUGAGCUCAAUCUGCUCUUGCUAAAUGAGGACACGGGAGAUCUGCGUCUCAACAAGGCCCUGGACAAUGACAGGCCGCUGGAGGCACCCAUGAUCAUCUCCGUCACCGAUGGUCUCCACACCACCUCGGCCCUCUGCACUCUCCGCGUCACCAUCAUCACCGACGACAUGUUGACUAAUAGCAUCACGGUGCGCUUGGAGAACAUGUCCCAGGAACGUUUCCUGUCGCCUCUACUCGGUCUCUUCGUGGACGGCGUGGCGGCGGUGCUCUCCACCAGGCCCGACGCCGUCUUCGUGUUCAACAUCCAGAACGACACGGACGUGCAGGGCUCCAUCCUCAACGUCACCUUCUCGGCUAUGCAGCCCGGUGGAGUCCCCGGGAAGGGGACCUUCUUUCCUUCGGAGGAACUGCAGGAGCAGAUUUACCUGAACAGAACUCUGCUCAGGCUUAUAUCAUCUCAGGAGGUUCUGCCGUUCGACGACAACAUUUGCCUGCGGGAGCCCUGCGAGAACUACAUGAAGUGCGUGUCGGUGCUCAAGUUCGACAGCUCGCCGCCCUUCAUCGCCUCCAACACGGUUUUGUUCCGACCCAUCCACCCCAUCAACGGGCUACGUUGCCGCUGCCCCGUCGGCUUCACGGGCAACUACUGCGAAACGGAGAUCGACCUUUGCUACUCGGGGCCUUGCAAGAACAACGGCCGGUGUCGAAGCCGCGAGGGCGGCUACACCUGCGAGUGCCGGGAAGACUUCACCGGCGAACACUGUGAAGUGAACGCCUCGUCGGAUAGCUGCGUCCCAGGCGUGUGCAAGAACGGCGGCGAAUGUGUCAACAAAAUGGCCGGCGGGUUCACGUGCCGGUGUCUGCCCGGCGAGUACGAGAAGCCGUACUGUGAGAUGACCACGCGCAGCUUCCCCGGACAGUCCUUCGUCACCUUCAGGGGUCUGCGGCAAAGGUUUCACUUUACCGUCUCGCUCAUGUUCGCAACACGAGAACGAAACGCGUUGCUCCUCUACAACGGCCGAUUCAAUGAGAAACACGACUUCAUCGCUUUGGAAAUCAUCGACGAGCAGAUUCAACUCACCUUCUCUGGAGGUGAGACCAAGACCACCGUGUCCCCCUUCAUCCCAGGUGGUGUCAGUGAUAGUCAAUGGCACUCAGUGCAGCUCCAUUAUUACAACAAGGACGGGGGGAGUCUGGUGGACUCCAGCGGGCUUCUGCGGCUCCCGCUCUAUACUGCCUGGCUGGAGCUUACGCAGAAGGAGCCCAACAUAGGGCGCCUGGGGAUCCCCCACGGACCAUCCGGAGAGAAAGUGGCAGUGGUUGCCGUUGACGACUGCGACAUCUCCAUGGCGAUCCGAUUCGGGAAGCAGAUUGGGAACUACUCGUGCGCCGCUCAAGGAACGCAAACCGGACAGAAAAAAUCGCUGGACUUGACCGGGCCGCUGUUACUCGGCGGCGUCCCCAAUUUACCCGAGGACUUCCCGGUGCGAAAUCGGGAUUUUGUGGGCUGCAUGAGGAACCUGAGCAUCGAUAGCAGGGCCAUAGACAUGGCGAGCUACAUCGCUAACAACGGCACCACAGCAGGUUGCCCUGCAAAGAGAAACUUCUGCACACCUGGUGUGUGUAUAAACGGAGGCGUGUGUGUCAGCAAGUGGAACACGUACAGCUGCGAUUGUCCCACUGGCUACGGCGGGAGGAACUGCGAACAAGUGAUGCCGUCACCUCAGUUCUUUGACGGCAAGGCGAUGGUAUCGUGGAGCGAGCCGGACAUCACCAUCGCGAUCCCCUGGUACAUGGGCCUCAUGUUCCGGACGCGGCAACCGGCCGGGACCUUGAUGCAAGCCAACGCCGGCCCCUCUUCCACUAUCAGCCUCAUGGUGAGCGAGCAACAGGUGAGAAUGGAAGUGCUGCUCAUGGAACAGAUAGUGGCGUCGCUGAGCUUUCCGCAAGUUCGAGUCAACGACGGGGAGUGGCACCACCUACUGGUGGAGCUGAGAAGCGUGAAGGAUGGCAAGGCGCUCCGAUACGUGGCGGCUGUUUCUUUGGACCACGGAAUGUACAAGAAGUCAGUGGUGAUCGGGAACGACCUUCCGGGUUUGAAGCUUCAAACUCUUCAUGUCGGAGGUUUGCCUGGAGAGGGAAACCACGUCAGGGAAGGAUUUGUCGGCUGCAUACAGGGCGUCCGCAUGGGCGAGACGUCCACCAACGUGGCCAACGUGAUCAUGUCUCGCGGCUUGAAAAUCCGCGUGGAGGAGGGCUGCGACCUGGCCGACCCGUGCGACGCCAACAUCUGCCCCGAGAACAGCCACUGCAGCGACGAUUGGAGUACGCACACGUGUGUGUGCGACCCAGGCUAUUUUGGAAAGGAGUGCGUGGACGCCUGUCAGCUCAACCCGUGCGAGCAUGUUUCCACCUGCGCUCGCAAGCCCAGUUCCUCUCAUGGUUAUACUUGCGAGUGUGGUCACAACUACUACGGGCAGUACUGCGAAAACAAAGUGGAGAAAUCGUGUCCUCAAGGUUGGUGGGGCAGUCCCGUGUGCGGCCCCUGCGGUUGCGACAUCAGCCGGGGAUUUCAUAACGAUUGUAACAAGACGACGGGAGAGUGUCGCUGUAAGGAGAAUCACUACCGGCCGGAAGGAGAAGACACCUGCUACCCGUGCGACUGCUUCUCUGUCGGUUCCGAGUUUCGAACCUGCGACCCGCUCACGGGCCAGUGCCCCUGCAAGGGCGGCGUGAUCGGCCGCCAAUGCAACCGUUGCGAUAACCCCUUUGCUGAAGUCACACCCAACGGAUGCGAAGUGGUGUAUGAAGGCUGCCCCAAAGCGUUUGACUCCGGGAUUUGGUGGCCCAAGACCAAAUUUGGACGCCCGGCCGCCAUGAACUGUCCCAAAGGUUCUAUCGGCACGGCCAUUCGCCACUGCAGCGACGAAAAAGGCUGGUUGUCGCCCGAGCUGUUCAACUGCACCGCCGCUUCUUUCGCUCAGCUCACAAAACUGGUGAUUACUUCGCAAAAUAAUGAAGAGCUACGUCGAAAUACCUCCAGGAUGGAUGGCGAGCGGUCGAAGAGAAUCGUGCGCUUGCUCCACGGCGCCACCAACGAAGCCAGGAGCUACUACGGAAAUGACGUGAAGACGGCCGCCCAGCUGCUGAAUCACGUGUUGCAGUUCGAGAGCCGCCAGGCGGGAUUCGACCUCACAGCCUCCAAAGACGCCGAAUUCAACGAGAAUUUGGUCCGAGCCGGAAGUGCCAUCCUGGACCCGGACACGAAAGCGCACUGGGAGCAAAUCCAGAAGACAGACGGCGGCACUGCCCACCUGCUUCGGAAUUUUGAGGAUUAUGCAAACACUCUUGCGCGGAACGUGAGGAAAACCUACCUAAAACCCUUCACCAUUGUCACGGACAACAUGAUAUUUUCCGUGGACUACCUGGACGUGUCGGACCCCCAGAAGGCGACAUUCCCCCACUUCCAUGACAUCGAUGAAGAAUAUUCCGAAGAGCUCGAAUCCUCUGUUCACUUCCCUCACUUCAAUCUACUCGGUCAGCGACACAAAGCGGAGCCGACGACGGCGCCUGCAGCCCAGACCGGGACCCCCCUCGUGGAGGGCCACACCUCCUAUGACAGGAGCCGGCGUCAUCUGGAGUCCACUAUCCAUCUCCCGGUUGCCGUGGUGAUAGUGUACAAAUCGCUGGGGAAGCUGCUUCCGGAAAGAUUUGACCCGGAUCGCAGAAGUCUAAGAGUCCCGAACCGCCCGGUGAUCAACACAGCAAUUGUAAGCGCCACGGUCCACAGCGAGGGUCCCCCUCUCCCGUUGGUCCUGGACCCUCCCAUCACUCUGGAGUACUCGCUGCUGGAGACAGAGGAGAGGACCAAGCCCGUCUGCGUCUUCUGGAAUCACUCCAUCGCGAUCGGAGGGACGGGUGGUUGGUCCUCCAAAGGUUGCGAGGUGCUUGAGAGGAACAUCAGCCACAUUAGCUGUCAAUGUAACCACAUGACCAGCUUUGCUGUUCUCAUGGACGUGUCCAAACGAGAGCACGGCGAUGUUCUCCCCCUGAAAAUCGUCACCUACGCCACGGUGUCCGUCUCCCUGUUCCUGCUCCUGCUCACCUUGAUCCUGCUGUGCCUGCUCCGCCGACUGCGCUCCAACCUGCACGUCAUUCACAGGAACCUGGUGGCGGCGCUCUUCUUUUCCGAACUCGUCUUCCUGCUCGGGAUCAAUCAGACGGACAAUCCGUUUGUUUGUACAGUCAUCGCCAUCCUCCUGCAUUAUUUCUACAUGUGCACCUUUGCGUGGAUGUUCGUGGAAGGUCUGCAUAUCUACCGCAUGCUGACCGAGUUGCGCAACAUCAACCACGGCCACAUGAGGUUCUACUACGCCAUGGGCUGGGGCAUCCCGGCGAUCAUCACCGGUUUGGCUGUCGGCUUGGACCCUCAAGGUUACGGGAACCCCGAUUUUUGUUGGCUGUCUGUGCACGACACGCUCAUUUGGAGCUUCGCGGGACCCAUCUUUGUCGUGGUCUUGGUGAACAUUGUGAUCUUUAUUUUGGCUGCCAAGGCUUCCUGUGGUCGCAGGCAGAAGGCGGUUGAAAAGUCAGGCGCUAUCCCAGCACUACGCAUGGCCUUCCUACUGCUGCUACUCAUCAGCGCCACCUGGCUGCUCGGCCUGAUGGCAGUCAACAGCGACGUGCUUACCUUCCACUACCUGUUUGCCGGUUUCAGUUGUCUGCAGGGCAUCUUCAUUUUCUUCUUCCACAUCCUCUUCAACAAAGAUGUGAGAAAGCAUCUCAAGAACAUCUUCACCGGGAAGAAAAGCCUCCCGGAUGAGACAGGCACCACACGGGCUUCUUUGCUCACACGCUCCCUCAACUGCAACAACACGGACGACGGGCUCAUCUACCGCGCCGCCGGGGGCGAGUCCAACGUUUCUCUGGACAGCACGCUCAGGUCAGGAAAGAGCCGCAGCAGCUACCUGGCUUACGCACUCAGGAGCAGGGAGGAGUCGGGCCAGAAGCCCAGCGUGUCAUCCGGAACGGCCAAAGGACACACAGAUCUUGAUGGACCUCUCUUCCGAAGAAGUGGCUCCAAGGCAGAUGAUUCUGACUCGGACAGCGAGCUGUCAUUGGAGGAGAACAGCUCCUCCUACGCUUCGUCUCACUCGUCCGAUAGCGAGGAUGACGACAUCGACGUCAAGCCCAAGUGGAACAACGAGAGGCAGCCGGUUCAUAGCACACCGAAAGGUAGAGUGGACUCGGUGUCCAAUCACGUGACGCCGUACUGGCCGACGGACGCCACCACGGCCAGCGACAGCGAGGAACCCGGCGCUCCGGAGAGGCUGCGUGUGGAGACCAAGGUGAACGUGGAGCUGCACCCGGAGACCAAGAUCAACCACAUCGGAGAGCAGGACAGGCUGGAGACACCUCAGGACCGAGACAAGCAGGCGCCCGUCAAGGAGGUCAUGACGCCGACCGGUCAGACAAACAGCAACCACCAGCCGGAACAAAGAAAAGGGAUCCUGAAGAACAAGAUCAGCUACCCGCCCCCCCUGACCGACAAGAACAUGAAGAACCGUCUCCGGGAGAAGCUGAGCGACUACAACUCGCCCACCAUCACCUCGCCGCCACCAAACUACAACACGGCCGCCUCCCCGUCUCCAACGUCAGUCAACAUCAUGGCGCCGUCGUCCCGCCGGGCUUCGCUGGCCUCCAGCGACGGCGGUCGUCCCGGCAACAACGGCUCGCUGGUCAAACCGGCCGUGCCGCCACGACCGCAGAUCGCCAUCAGCUCGUCGCCGGCGGGCGUCUAUCGGGACACUAACGGCGGGAUGGCCAUGCACUUGAAGUCGGGGGCGGUCAACGGCGGCAACGGCACAGACUCAGAGGACAUCCAGACCAGCCCACCAUUAUGAGAAGAGGAGACGGGACCCGGGGAGACCCGCGUCAUCUCUCGGUGGCCUUUCUCCGGAGAUCAGUAUUAGCCAGUAGAAGGAAAGAAGGAACGAUAAAGGGAACAAAAGAGGAUGGAACCUGAGUGCCAAAUGCAUCAGAGGAUUAAAAGGGGGAGAAGAGAGUGAAGAAGAUGAAGACGUCCCCCCCCUUGGAAUGUAUUGCAAAUGUGACUUGUAGGAAACACGUUGGUGCAUUAGUCCAAUAGGAUUUCAAGGAAGGCAAUUAAACAAGUGCUCCUUUUUGUUUCACUUUUGAACUCAAAUGAAAAAGUUUGGGGAAACGAUGGCGGGAAUCCAUCUGUAUUUGUUUUCUUUAUCCGACUCGAACAAUCAGGAGAUGAACGCCGAGGCCUUCCGAAUGGAUUUUAAGUUGAAAGAAAGAGCACUAAUGGAAGGAUGGAAAUGUUGAAGCACUAUAAAGCCGUUUCUCACACUUGUCGUGAAGAUUUUGCCCGUUCUCACCGGGAUUCUCCAGUUCAAACACCAGAAUCCACCUCGCAGCUAAAUUUUGAAGUUAUGUUUACCACUCACAAAGGUGCCUUCGUCUUGUUUCCGCCUAUGUUCUGCCUGUGUGAUCAAAAUUGUUAAUACGUCAUUUUUGUACUGUUUGGACACUGGAAAUAUUUUGUAACAUAAUGUAUAUUUAUUUUUUAUGGUUCUAUGACACUGGAGUUCAAAAUCGGUCAAAUUAAAUAUGUUGAAUUUGUA
Molecule: messenger RNA, 10231 nt
Organism: Syngnathus acus (greater pipefish)
Lineage: Eukaryota; Metazoa; Chordata; Actinopteri; Syngnathiformes; Syngnathidae
Gene: celsr1a
Product: cadherin EGF LAG seven-pass G-type receptor 1a
Exons: 37
Coding region: 179-9484 (3101 amino acids)
Biological process (GO): G protein-coupled receptor signaling pathway; cell surface receptor signaling pathway; homophilic cell-cell adhesion
Cellular component (GO): plasma membrane
Molecular function (GO): calcium ion binding; G protein-coupled receptor activity
Source: RefSeq, a predicted model, not a curated record